This is a messenger RNA of Onthophagus taurus, 841 nucleotides long. Its product is annotated as Golgi phosphoprotein 3-like. NCBI's taxonomy places the organism in Eukaryota, Metazoa, Arthropoda, Insecta, Coleoptera, Scarabaeidae. Gene Ontology annotation, biological process: Golgi organization; retrograde vesicle-mediated transport, Golgi to endoplasmic reticulum; Golgi vesicle budding. The record is from RefSeq and is a predicted model, not a curated record. Gene Ontology annotation, cellular component: Golgi cisterna; trans-Golgi network; cytosol. Gene Ontology annotation, molecular function: phosphatidylinositol-4-phosphate binding.
GCUGACUUUGAUGAUUUUGGCAAAUUUUGGCGUUUUUGACAACCUUUGACAAUUAUUAAAAUGACCUCGACGUUAAUUCAACGGAAAAAGCCUAAAGACGGGUCAGAAACUAGUACUAGCUUUCAAAUAACGAAUAAUAUCCAACAAACGAUUGAGGAGCCUAAAUUUACCCUUCCAGAAGAAAUAUUCCUUUUGGCUUUGAAAGAUCAAGCUGGUCACCCUUCGUUUUGGAACGAUUGCCUUUCGAGCGGUCUUCGUGGUUGUGUCUUAAUUGAAUUAGCAUUUCGAGAUCGAAUUCAACUUGAAGAACAAGGACUGCGACAGAAGGAUAUAAGGAAAAGGAAAGUUAUCGUUAAAGACGACACCUUAACCGGCGAUGUUAUCUUAGAUGAAACUAUAAAACAUAUGAGAUCAACACAACCGUGUUCUUUAGAAAACUGGGUGGAGUAUCUUACUGGGGACUCGUGGAAUCCUCUCCAUUUAAAGUAUCAGUUGAGAAAUGUUCGAGAGAGAAUAGCAAAAAAUCUUGUCGAAAAAGCGGAUGUUUCAGCGAAAAAAGAUGUGAUUCGCAAGAUACAGAAUUUAUUACUGGCAGGAUGGAAUCACGAUCCACAGCAUUACGAUAAACGAGAUUUGGCGUUAGCUGUAAUGGCUCAUGAAAGCGACGUGCUGGAGAACGCGUUAGAAACUUUGAGUGAUGAAGAUUAUGACCUGGCCAUGUCGCGGAUGAAUCAACUUGUUAAAAUGGACGUAGAAACGGAAUGCCGCCGUAAAAAUUCUAACGAAUUUCUAUGGGCGGUAUUUGCUGUAUUUAUAAAAUAAAGUUUAGAAAUAAACGGAU